CUUUGGUUGGGAUUUUUGGGUUUUAUGCGUGAAAGCAAUUAUAAAGUUAUGUGGCUUCAUCUUUCGGCUAUAAAACUGAGUUUCAUCAACGUCAAGAUAUUUAGUCCAUUCCCAGACCUUGGAAUACACGCAUCGCAUAUCAUCAUGAAGUUUAAGUUGGCCUUCCUUUUUGUGGUUUUGAUGGCAGUUGUCGUUACAUCAAAUCCACAUCCCAGACAGAAUCACUCUAAAAGCAAAAAGGUUUCUGCCUUAACGAAGUCGCGUUCGGCUGAUCAUCAUCAUCAUGGCCCAGAAUCACAUAAUGGAAAACCAUCAGCGAAACGGCUAACUCGUAGUCAUGGUUCUGGCUACCAUACCCCAGUUCAUCAUCCCCAUCAGACCAAAGUCACUCAGCAUUUGAAAAAGUUUUCUGGUAAACGCACUGCUCGUAAUAUCCACAGCCACGGUGCUGGAAGCCAUGGACACGAACACGGACAUGGACAUAGUGACAACAAGGCUUCCUUCGUUCGUCCUGUGAAAAAGAAUCGAGGUCAUCGUAAAUAGUUUUUGUAAAACAAACUUUUUUUAUUUUGUGUGUGUGUGUUUUUAUUUUUAUCAUAAAACAACUUCUUUGAAUAAACGAACACGUAGAAGUUUUUUACCACCUUA
Eupeodes corollae is the source of this 648-nucleotide messenger RNA. Its product is annotated as histidine-rich glycoprotein-like. NCBI's taxonomy places the organism in Eukaryota, Metazoa, Arthropoda, Insecta, Diptera, Syrphidae. The transcript is spliced from 2 exons. Bases 25 to 543 code for a protein of 172 amino acids. The record is from RefSeq and is a predicted model, not a curated record.